GCGACCAGCGGGGAUCACCAGCACUGACAGCCAAGGCUUCCGCACCUUCAACGAUUAACAGGGAGGUUUUUUCUCAUUGUUCUGAAAUGAACACAGAAAUAAUGUUAAGUGUGCUGUAUGUAGGCAACCUGCACCCUGGUGUGACUGCGUCCAUGCUGUGGGAGAAGUUCAACCCUGCAGGCUGCAUUCACUCCCUUAAGCUCUGUAGGUACAGGAGGACCAGCGCAUCCCGGCAGUAUGCGUACAUCAACUUUUACCAGCCAGCCGAGGCGGAGUGCGCCAUCCAAAUGCUGAAUUCUGAGCAGCUUAUGGGUCGGCCCAUGCGAGUAAUGUGGUCCCAUAAGGGGUCGAAGAGAUCUGGCCAUGUAAACCUCGAGUCUGUCAAUGCCACAGAAGGAACGAUCAGAACACCGGACAGCAAACUGUUCACCGAUCCCGAGAACACAGAUGAUGAGAAGCUGACAGACACCUUACAACCUGAGACUGCUCAUUCCCCGGAUACCUUCACCAACAUCUUCAUUAAAAACUUUGGCCAGGACAUGGAUGAUGAGAUGUUGGCGGAAAUCUUCAACAGCUUUGGUCCGACAGUGAGUGUUCGUGUCAUGACUGAUGAGAACGGAAAAUCUAAAGGCUUCGGCUUUGUGAGUUUUGAAAGACACGAGGAUGCACAGAGGGCCAUGAAGGUGAUGAACGGGAAGGAAGUGAACGGAAGGAAGAUAUACGUGGGCAGAGCGCAGAGUAAAAUUGAGAGGGAGGCUGAAAUUGAGCACAUAUAUAGGCAGGGUCUGAACUUGUACGUGAAACACCUGGACGAUAACGUGGAUGAUGAAGCUUUGCGCGGAAUGUUCUCCCCAUUUGGAACCAUCACCAGUGCAAAGGUGAUGAUGCUGUAUGGUCAGUCCAGAGGCUUUGGUUUUGUGCACUUCUCCUCUUUUAAAGAAGGCAUGAAUGCUAUAAAAAAUAUGAACCACAAGAUGUUGGGUAAGAAGCCACUUUAUGUGUGUGUCGCUCAGCGGAAGGAAGACCGCCAUGCUUUUCUUGCCCAACAGCAUAACAAAGGAUAUCUACAGCUAUAGAUAUGGUCCAAGCCAAUUGCAGUGCUCUAGCUGUAGAUACAAUUAUGUCUGAAAAUAUUGUUCUACCUGUAGAUCAUGUGCUGGCUCCAGGUGCAGUUUCGAGUCCAGCUGCAGCUGCAAGACCGGGCCUGUCUGGCCCGUCCUGGUGUCCCACUUCUGGAUGGAGAUAUCAUUGCAUAAACGCCCAGUGUAGUCUGUCUGGGAUGCGUGUGGUGACUGGGGAUGGUUCUACUUGAUCAUGAAGACGGUCCUGUCCUCGGCUGAUGCAGACAGCUGUCUCUCUGAGGACUCGUGACUGCAGUGGCUCGAUAGUUCAGGACUGGAGUUUCCUACAGUCUACCUGAGCCUCCAAUAAUGAACUGGACUCCAUAUGAACUUCUCCACAUCUCCUGUUAUACUGAACUUCCAGCCUCCUAACACACAGUAUGAGUGCAGAUCAAUCCCUGCUAUCUGUUAUCACCCAGAUGAGGAUGGGUUCCCUGUUGAGUCUGGUUCCUCUCAAGGUUCCUUCCUAUUACCAUCUCAGGGAGUUUUUCCCUCAGCACCGUCACAGUUUAUAUAUACAGCACUGUGUGUGUGUGUGUGUGUGUGUGUGUGUGUUAGUCGUAUUGUGCAAAAGUCUUAAGCACACGUGUAUACAAGGUUUUUUAAAGUCAUUAUUACGUCAGUACAAAGUUUAUUUCUGAUUUCUAAACAUUAGUAUUUCAGCAAAAAAAUUUAAUCUUAAAAGUAAAAUAUCUGUAGGCCAGAAGAGAAAGAAGCAUAUUAUGUAAAAGAGCAGUUUUUAGACAAAAAAAAAAAAAAUCUGGGUUUACCUGCAUGAAAAAAGUAUCAGGUUCAACAAAGUCCUCAAAAGGACGAGGCUGAUUCUGCAGGAUGUUCAGUGAAACUUGAGCAGAUCAUUUGUCACUGCUUUGUAACAAUGUAAAUUGAUAAGAAAUAAAUCAUUUCCUUAUA
Messenger RNA from Clarias gariepinus (North African catfish), 2033 nucleotides. RefSeq names its product polyadenylate-binding protein 1-like. The transcript has a single exon. Lineage: Eukaryota; Metazoa; Chordata; Actinopteri; Siluriformes; Clariidae. Gene Ontology annotation, cellular component: ribonucleoprotein complex; nucleus; cytoplasmic stress granule. The coding region runs from base 87 to 1076 and encodes 329 amino acids. Gene Ontology annotation, molecular function: poly(U) RNA binding; poly(A) binding; mRNA 3'-UTR binding. The record is from RefSeq and is a predicted model, not a curated record.